AUGCCACCAAAGAAAAACAAUCAACCUAAAAUAACUGCCUUUAUUUCAAAAAAGUCUUCUUCAACUAAUGAAUCAUCUUCCGAAGAGCCUUUAAAACUGUCAGAUUUACUACCACCAUCAUUAGCUUCAUUUGCAUCAUCAUCAUUAAUAGAACAAUCAAAGGAACAUCAUCAUUCAGAAAAUAUACAAAUUGCAACAGAACAUCAAGAAACCUUUCAACCACCACCAUCAUCAUCAUUCUUAUCUGGAACACCAGGAUUAUCUUUACCUAAUAAUGAUGGUUCUUUAUUGUCACUAUUUGGAGGAGAAUACUUGACUGAAAUCAUUCCAAUUGAACAAGAUAAUCAACAUCAUCCAACAACACUUUUUGAAACUAAUAUUUCAAAAUCAUUGGAAAAUCAGAAUGCUCCAUUAAAUAUUAGUGAUCUUAUGAUGGAUGAUUUACAUAUUGGUGGAAUUGGUAGUGGAGUUGAUUCAACUCCAAGUUUGGAUGAAUUAAAGAAUCUUGAUAUUGGAAAAUAUAUUGAAGAACAAACAGGUUCAGCUACAAAUCAAGUACAAACAGCAAUGCAAAUUUGUAACAUUUUCCGAGAACCUGGUAAUCAACAAAAUUCAGAAUUGUUAAAACAAGCAACAAGUUCCUUGAUAGAUCAACAAGAAAAUGAAAGUGAUGAUGAUGAUAAUAGAAGUGUAAUGACAGAAUCAUCUCAAUUAACAUCUGAAAAUUAUAAAGGAGAUGAUUUUGAUGAAAUUUAUGGACCAGAUGAGGGUGAAGGAGAUUAUGAUUAUUUGGAUGAUAUCUUGAAAGGAAUGUUAAAAAGAAAAAAGAGAAAGAGAGCAAUGAAAUCUAAAAAAACUAGGAAAAAGAAGGAAGACAAAAUACCAAAAGAG
Naegleria gruberi is the source of this 891-nucleotide messenger RNA. RefSeq lists its product as uncharacterized. The transcript has a single exon. The record is from RefSeq and is a predicted model, not a curated record. The annotation marks the transcript as partial. Lineage: Eukaryota; Heterolobosea; Eutetramitea; Acrasida; Naegleriidae.